AUGGAACGAAGUGAAAGUUCGAAAAGUGUAGUGUUCCAAGAAAAACAGGAGUGUGACGUUCCAGUAGCGCAACCUGGGGCCAUUGAAGUGCCAGACGGCGGUUAUGGGUGGUUUGUUGUCGUUGCGUAUUUUCUGUACAAUUUCAGUACAUGGGGCGCUAACGCCGGUUACGCGGUUUACCUAGCACAUUACUUGCAAUACAAUAAAUUUCGUGGCGCUGGUAAACUUGAUUACGCGGCAAUUGGCGGGUUUGCAUUUGGAUGCGGUCUUUUUUUUGGUCCUGCCAUAACCUGGUUGGCGCACGCGACUUCGGCCCAAUUUGUACUUGGCGUUGGAAUUUUGUUGCAAUGUGCAGCAUUGUUACUCGCAGCAUUUUCCACGCAACUAUGGGAACUUUAUUUGACCCAAGGUGUUCUCAUUUCAUUCGGACUAGCGUUUAUCUGUAUUCCUAGCUUAACCUUACUACCUCAAUGGUUCAGAAGGAAAAGAUCCUUGGCCAUGGGUCUGGCUACAGGCGGAAGUGGUCUGGGCGGAAUUAUAUUCAAUUUGGGCAUGCAGAAAUUAAUCGAAGUCAAAAGUGUCAAAUGGGCGCUCAUCGUUCAGUGCAUCAUGUGCACCUCUUUGAGUUGUAUUGGCUUGGUUUUGACAAGAACCAGAAACAAGGCGAUUUACGGGCCAGAAAAACCCAAGAUCAAACUUUUCGAUCGUGAAGUGGUUUGCAGCAUUGGAUAUUGGCUUAUUGUCGUGUACAUUAGCCUCACGAUGCUGGGGUACGUGAUUCUACUGUACUCAAUGUCUUCUUUCACAGUUUCUUUAGGCUACUCUGAAAACCAGGGCUCAAUUGUCUCUUGUAUGAUCAGUGUCGGUGCCCUUUUUGGAAGACCUGCAGUGGGCUACGUUGCCGAUUUCGUGGGUCCCGUUACCAUGUCCAUUGUCGCGCAUCUUAUAGUGGCAGUUUUCAGUUGGGCCAUGUGGAUUCCAUGCCGCAAUUUCGCUACUGCACUACUUUUUGCGCUCAUUGUUGGGUCCUUCAUGGGUAGUAUCUGGUCUUUAAUGGCGCCUAUUGUGACGCGAGUCGUCGGGUUAAAAAAACUGACCGUUACUUUCGGAAUGCUUUGGAUUUUUUUGAGUAUCUUCGGUAUUGUGGCACCGAUUAUUGGGUUAGAACUACGUUCUAGUAGUAACUCCGGGGGCAAUCAAUACGUCAGAACCGCUAUUCUAGCAGGAUUCGCUUAUCUUGGGUCUGCACUAGCGUUGUGGAUUUUAAGGGGAAUGCUGGUGGCUCGUGACGUGCUAGCGGUCGAGGCACAAACUGGAUUUGACGAGGGCGAAAUGCAUCUCAAGGUGAACAAAAAAGAUUGGGCGGCAGGCUUGUUCAAAUUCAAGAACCUUCCCAGGGUGGUAUAG
This is a messenger RNA of Lachancea mirantina, 1407 nucleotides long. Lineage: Eukaryota; Fungi; Ascomycota; Saccharomycetes; Saccharomycetales; Saccharomycetaceae. The record is from the annotation of a GenBank genome assembly.